AUGGCACGUCUACCCAAGAAUGUGGUUCCAAGCCAUUACGACCUAGAUCUCAAUUUAGAUCUAGAUGGUUUAACCUUUCACGGCACAGUCUCCGUUCACCUCGAUGCUUGUGAAGAGACGUCAUCCAUCGUUCUUCAUGCGAGAGAACUCAAGAUCACCAAUACCCAAAUUGAGUACUCUCCAGUCGAGAUUGUCCAGAUUCCCGAAAUAGAAUACAAUAUUGAACAGCAGACCAUCACAAUUUCGCUAUCAAAACCCCUCACAGCAGGCUCAAAAGUGACGGUUCGCCAAUCUUUCCAUGGGACCAUCAAAGAGAAUGGAAGGACUCCAGGCUUUGCAUGGACGGGCUACAUAGAUGCCAAAGGUGAAAAGAAACGGGCAUACUCGACCAGCUUUGAGCCAGUCGGGGCACGUUGUGUUUUUCCAUGCUUCGAUGAACCCGAGUUCAAAGCUACAGUCUCCUCCACGAUCACUAUCAACCAAGAUCUGACAUGCGUGAGCAAUAUGGACGUUCGCUCGUCCGAGGUCACGCAUUCUGAAUCCGAAGGACAAAUCUCGAAGCGGGUCGCCUUCAGCACCAUGCCAAAAACGCCGACCUAUCUGAUAUGUUUCGUUGUUGGAGAUUUUGAUUUCAUCGAGUCGACUAAGCUCAAGUUCCGAGUAAGGGUCUAUGCUGUGAAGGGGGCAAAGAUCAAGCAUGCGUCGAACAUGUUGAGCAUCGCUACCAAUGCUCUUGGCCACUACGAGCGCAUCUUUGGCCUCGAAUAUCCUCUUCCCAAGCUAGACUUGAUUGCUCUCCCUGACGCAGGUGCACUAGAGAACUGGGGCUGUAUCGUCUUCGGUGAGCGCUGGCUUCUUCUCGACCCCGACACCACAGCCGCCAAGUCCAUGCAAAUGGCUGUUGAAACGCUCUGCCACGAGCUCGCUCACCAAUGGUUUGGCAACCUGGUGACUAUGGGCUGGUGGGACGAUCUCUGGCUCAAUGAGGCCUUUGCCGAAUGGGCUGGCUUCACCGUCGUCGAUAAGAUGUUUCCCGAAUGGAAAUACUGGCUGCACUUUGUGGCUGCGGAUCCAGAUCCUGAGGCAAUGGCAUUUUAUCAAGGAGCACUGGAUAUUGAUUCAACACCAGGGGCCCAUCCAGUUUACAAUCCCACCGCUUCACCCGAUCGGAUACAUGAGCUUUUUGAUAACAUCACGUACAUGAAAGGCGCUGCUCUGUUGAGAAUGCUGUCGAACUUCUUGGGGAUGGAUGUCUUUGUGGAUGGAGUAAGACGGUACUUGAAAGAGCAUGCUUUUGGAAAUGCUAAGACUAAGGAUCUCUGGGUAGCUUUGGCUGCCGGUAGUGGAAAGGAUGUUGCCAGGACUAUGCAAGAAUGGACCGCAUGUGCUGGGUAUCCUAUUCUCAUGGUUUCUGAAGACGACACCAAAAGCACGAUCACGUUGGAGCAACAUCGGUACUUCCAAGCAAUCGAGAUCACACCCAAGGAAGACAAGAACAUUUAUCACGUUCCGUUGAACUUUCAGACAAACACUGGAAGCCAAUCAGAAGACUCUGUUUUGUUGACCUCGCGAAAGGGAACAUAUCAAGUAGAUCUCGAAACCUACAAGCUCAACGCGGGACAGAUUGGACUUUACCGGGUCUCCUAUCCACUGUCUCGAUUCCAGGAGUUUGAAAAGCAGACUUCAAGAUCCAAUUUAGGUUCAGAAGAUUGGGUAGGGUUGAUCUCCGAUUCCUUCGCAUUGAUUUCAUCCUGUCUCAAUACCCCAAUGACAACCGCCGACCUUCUCAACUUCCUGUCCCGCUUCUCAAAGGACCAUCACUUCCUCGUCUGGAGACAGAUCUUCUUCGUCCUUGGCAAGAUCCGACAAGCAUUCCUAUUCUCGUCCCCUAAGACUCGGACAGGACUGCAGAAUUUCCACAAACAUCUCUUCCUGGCCAAUUCUCCUGAGGACGUUUGGAAGAUUGGGUCUAAAGACCCGAUUCAUAUUCAGAAUGAAAAAGCGAUGUUUUAUGCUGAGGGGAUUCGGUAUGAGCACCUCAAGGCUGGAUCCGAGAAACUCUUCAACGAGUUCAAAUCUGGGAAUGAAGAAGCGCUCAACCCCAAUAUUCGGAAGCACGUGUUUCAAGCUGUCGUCGAUGACCAUUACAAAUCUGUCUUGAAAAUCGCUCGUACCACAAGAGAUCCAGAAUUGCGAACCGACGCUUUCGUGUCUCUUGGCUAUGCAGACAGCCCAGAGCUGGUUCAAGAAACACUCAAGCUUCUGACACAAGUAGGCGAGCCAUUUUCCGGACUAGAGAAGUGGUUCUUAUUAAACGCUCUGCAAACGCACUAUGCUGGAGCUGAUGCCUCCUGGACAUGGCUCAAGGAGAAGUGGGAUAACUUUGGGAGAGUGGAUAGGGUGGGCAUUUGUAGAUAUGUUGCUAGUUGCACGGGUAGUCUCUCAACAGCCGAGCAAUUGGAAGAAGUGAAGGCUUUUGCGUUGGGUGUUGAGGAAAAGUUUAAGAAGACUUUCGAGGAAGCUACUUCGGGAAUUGAAGCGAGGAUGAAAUGGAUUGAACGAGAUCAUCCAGGUGUGGAAAGAUGGCUAGCAGGGCAGGGAUUUUAG
Cadophora gregata is the source of this 2607-nucleotide messenger RNA. Its product is annotated as Aminopeptidase 2 mitochondrial. The transcript has 3 exons. Gene Ontology annotation, biological process: proteolysis; peptide catabolic process. Gene Ontology annotation, molecular function: peptide binding; zinc ion binding; metalloaminopeptidase activity. Gene Ontology annotation, cellular component: cytoplasm. NCBI's taxonomy places the organism in Eukaryota, Fungi, Ascomycota, Leotiomycetes, Helotiales, Ploettnerulaceae. The coding region runs from base 1 to 2607 and encodes 868 amino acids. The record is from RefSeq and is a predicted model, not a curated record.